AUGAUAACUGACGAGGAUCGUUAUCGAGAGCCAAUGAGAAUAAAGAAGGCUGCGUGCGCAUUUGACCGCCCCGUUGGUGUGCCAGAUACUACUACAUCUACCCUGAUUGAUUCCGAAAUCGAGUUUAGUCACCACACGAAAGCCACCGAUUCCCACCUGUAUCUAAUGACGACUAGCUGUCAUCCCCCACACACAUUUGAGGGUGUGCCUAAAGGUCUGGCUACCAGAAUUCGUCGCACCUGUUCAUCCCCUGCCUUAUAUCAGGAACAGAGCAGUCUCCUAAAGUCCCAUUUAUGCAACAGUGGCAUAAAAGAAAUGCCCGACUGCAUCUCACGUCUGUUUAAAAUGGAUGUUUGGACGACUGCUAUUUUGUUUUUCACUAUAAGUUUUAAUACUUUUCGAAAAGUGGAAAGUAUAUCCUGUGAUUUUGAAAAUGGCGAUGAUUGUGGAUGGGCAAACGUUAAUUUUGAGGUAUCCCGAUACAAAAGUCCAUUAGAAAAAUCCGGUCCAAAAAAGGCUUUCCAAGGAGUCUACUAUGCAUAUUUCGACGUAAGGGAUGAGAAAGAGACGGAUGCAGUCCUGGAAAUCCCAUAUGCCAAUGGGAGGUGUUUAUUUUUUGCCUACCAUAUGUGGGGAUCACAAAUGGGAUCCCUUUGGGUAAAUGUCACUGAGGAUGAAGAGCCUUUGUUCGCACAGGCGGGAGAUCAAGGGAAUGAAUGGCAUUGUGUUAGCACUGAACUACCCUUAGAUCGACUAUCCACAAUCAAGGUACAUGCUAGAAAAGGUGGAAUAUACAGCAUUAUUGGUAUAGAUGAUGUUGUGAUUUUUGAACCUCUAAUGAGUCCAUGCGAUGCAUUUAACUGUAGCUUUACGCCCUCACAAAUUAUAAGCACAACACAGAAGUCAUUCUUACCUUCGACAUCUAAUUCUGUUGAUAUCACAGCAAGUGCCCUAACGACUCAGCCUCCCGACUUUUUUACAGAGAACUUACCGCUAAUUGCUGGGGUACCUGGAGGUCUCGUCUUCCUCUUGUUUAUUGCUGGUAUCUUUAUAGUUGUCUGUAGAAAGAAAGAAAAAGAAAUAUUUUCAGAGGAUAUGAUAUCAGACCAGCUUCCACGGAGUACAAGAAAUAACAGAUACAGGUCAUUUCCGCACAAUCAUCAACACGUAGACGAAGAAGUUUACGAUGAGAUAAAGGAAGGUCCCGAGUAUUCGUACGCCGAUAACUAUGACACACAUAAAACUUUAGAUGAAGAAUAUCUAAAGCCCACUGAAAACAAUGCUUAUCUGAAACCUCUGUCCUUGAAAGAUAAAGAUAAUGAAGGAGGAUAUACGAUAUUACCCGCCAUUACUCUCCCAAUGAGCAAGGUCAAUGCUGCCUAUACAAAUACUCCCUCACAGGAAAGCGAUGGGUAUAUCGAUCAAAAGGAUCUAAACAUUCCUAAUAAGCCUGGCAAAAAAAUAUCAAUCAGUGAUCAGGGGAAUGUUAUGUAUUGUGAUGUCAGACAAACUAUGGAACAGAAGCAAAGCACUGAACUGAAUCGAACCUAUCUCUCGCUUUCUCAUAUGUAA
Messenger RNA from Saccostrea echinata, 1572 nucleotides. RefSeq lists its product as uncharacterized. Bases 1 to 1572 code for a protein of 523 amino acids. The record is from RefSeq and is a predicted model, not a curated record. Lineage: Eukaryota; Metazoa; Mollusca; Bivalvia; Ostreida; Ostreidae. Gene Ontology annotation, cellular component: membrane. The transcript has 10 exons.